UUUAGUUAUAUGCUGCUUUCUCUGUUUAAUCCAAUAAAACCACAAAGUUGUCCGAGGUUUUGUUUAAUGACAAGGUCUUCAUUCCAGAGUGUGUUGUAAAUGUGAUCUGGAGGUAAUUUUUCAAAUCAUAUUGGCAAAACGAGCUCGAGACUAUUGACACUUCGGAAAUACAGCUAUCUAUUGAUUAUCACUUGAGGAAAGUCCACUCCAUACUUGACUGGGCGAACCGCAGUUAGGGCGCUUGUCCAACCGGCUUUUCGCUGAGCAUGCAGACCACAAUCGUUUUGCAGCUAAUCGAUAACCCGAAAUUCUGAAGCUCUCAGCUGAAAAAGAUGCGUUGUGCACAGCAGAGUCAUACAUGCAUUUGGACCAGAGUGCCUUUAACUAUGAUUAUGAGACGCUGCAGACCACAGGUGUCAUCCUCGCCAUGGUUAUGUUCGUCACUGGGAUACUUAUUGCUCUGAAUCCAGUCCAGUGGAAGGCCCUCAGCCACCAAAGACAGAAAGUACAGCAAGCAUUCCGCCUCAGACAGUGUAAAGAAGAUGUAUGUGUGCGAUGGGGUGACCCAUUUUGGAGAGGAAAUGUUCAGACACACAAAGAUACUUACAGGAAUGUGGAGGAGAUUAGAACCUGCUUGACCUCUUUUUGUAACCUCAGCCUAAAUGCUGUUCUAUUGCUGUAUUUUUAGGUCUCUCAUGAGCACAAUUUUUGUCCAUGUCUCUUGCCUUUGUGUUCACAUACUGUGCUUUAUUCAUGGGCAUCCUAACAAGUUAUGGAGUCCGCAUCUACAGUAUGAUGCACCUUACCGGGCACCAAUUAUUUUACAUUUGCAUGAAUAAUUUGCUUCACAUUUGGGGCUUAGAUGUAUAAAGCAGCUCCUUGGUUGAUUAUUGAGGCAUCUGGAGUUGAUCAUGAUCUUAUGUUAAUUUUAACAGCAUGAAUAGCCUAUUUGUAUCACUAUAUUCAGAUACAAAGCACUUUAAAAGGUGAUACUUUUAAUACUGAUAAUUAAGUGUUACCAAGAAGCAAAUAAUUAAAGCAACUGAAUGUAUGUAACUGGAUGUUCUCAUGUAGGUACAAAAAGUAGAUGUUAUAUAAAGAAUAUGCGAGGAAGCAGUAUCCAUCAUGGUCUGUAGAACAAAAGCAGAUAUAAAGGAAAUAAUAAAACAAGUGUGCUUCUUUUCUGAAAGCAUGUUUGACUGUUUUUGAAGGAAUGUUUAUGCAUUGUUCAUUAGAAGGCAUGCAUUCAUUAUACUGCAGAACUAGAAGGUUGUGUAUUAAGAGACUUAGACUACAGCAGUCAAAGUGAAGAGUUGGAAACAUUAACUAGAUGUAUGGCCAUUUUUAUUCAUCCAAAUGUAUACCAAUUUGGUUUAAUAAAAGACUGAGUUAC
Myxocyprinus asiaticus (Chinese sucker) is the source of this 1393-nucleotide messenger RNA. Its product is annotated as sodium/potassium-transporting ATPase subunit gamma-like. Bases 359 to 688 code for a protein of 109 amino acids. Gene Ontology annotation, biological process: regulation of sodium ion transmembrane transporter activity. Gene Ontology annotation, molecular function: sodium channel regulator activity. The transcript is spliced from 5 exons. The record is from RefSeq and is a predicted model, not a curated record. Gene Ontology annotation, cellular component: membrane. NCBI's taxonomy places the organism in Eukaryota, Metazoa, Chordata, Actinopteri, Cypriniformes, Catostomidae.